AUGGAGCGCUAUUUCCAGAAACGAGUCGCCCCCUGUGGUGCUAAUCUCAAUGCUAGCCUACGGAAUGGAUGUAUUCGCCUUGAAUUUCCAACCAAACAAAUGCAAAGAGCAGCAUUAAAGCUUGACGGCUCAUUAAUUGGUAAUGGUAGACGAAUUUCUUUGCAGAAGUGGAUCGCAAAUGAGAAAGUUAUUAGCCAUGAGGAUGACAAUAACUUUCCAAAGCGUAAUCGACCGACAUAUGCUGUCGUGGUCAAAAAUUUGAACCCCACAAAUAAAAUACUAUUUGACUUGGAGUGCUACUUCGCCAAUCGAAUCGGAUUAGACCGGAAUGACCUCCAUGCCAGCCGUAUGAAGAGUGGGCAGAAAAUUCUCCUUGAAUUACCGUCGAGGCAAAAGCAAGAAGCUGCACUAAGACUUGAUGGCUCACUCAUGGGCUCCCACACGAUGGAAGUACAGGAAUGGCGUGGAGGCGGCCUUCCGAAGAAUCGUGAAAACGAAUCGUCAGUAACUGACAAACAAGAAUCGGAUCCACUGAAAGAGGAUUUGGGGUCAUCCUCUGAUGUAGGCGAUGGUGAUAGUUUGCUGUCGUCACCGUCCAAAUCCCUUUCGUUGAAACCUACUGAAAACAAAGACAACGAAUCGACGCGAAAGAAAAAACAGGACGCAUCGUCAGAAAUUUUCGGGGAGCCGCUGGAAAGCGUGCAGUCUCCGUCUCCGGUGGAGAUCGAGUCAAAGGAUAGACUUCAAUCCGCAGCAAACGAACACAUUAAGGUCCUUUCAGCAGCAAACAGCAAAUACGAAAAACGCAUAGCGGAUCAAUUCAGCAAGAUUGAAGAAUUGCAGGCACAACUGAAGAAUUAUCAGCUGCAGGAGCGGUCCCCGAGGAAAGAGCAACUGGGACGAAAUGAAUGCCCCAAUGACAUGUCUGAAAGUCGACUGACGACUCUGUGCCAUGAAAAAGAUGCGCAGCUUCGAAAUCGUCAGUCGGAGAUCAUUGCUCUCAAAGCUAGCCUACGGGAUGCUGUGGCGGCAAGGAAUCGGCAAGAGCAGGCAAUACGAGUCCAGAAUACGAAUACAAUGGAACGGUUGAAUAAUCUAAAAGAAAAAAAGGAUGCUGAAAUAAAGUCCUACGUAUCCAAUGUCCAGUCAUUGGAGACCAAACUAAAGGAGGCGGCAACUCUGAAUCACCAAAAAGAGCAAAUGAUCAAUAUCUUGAAUCAUAACGUUAAAAUGGCAGAUGAGCAAAUAAGGAAUCUGCAGAACGGAAUGGGCAACACGAGAGAUGAGGAAUUAUUGAGGAUGCAAUACAGGAAAAAAGACUUCGAACUCAAGGGGUUGAAAAAGCAAGUUAUUCUUUUGAAGCAAGAUCUUGUUGAUACCAUUGCGCUGAAGGAUGAUGCAACGAUGCAAUGCAAGCGGAAAGAUCACGACAUUGAUAUAUUGACAAAACAGGUCGUUCGUCUGAAACAAAAUCUUGCCGAUACCGUUCGAAGAAAGGAUGAUGCACAAGCAAAAUUUGAAAAAAGGAUCGCCGAAGAAAGAACGUGGAAUGCGCAAUUGGAGGGUCAACUGAGCCGGAAAACACCGCUGUCUCCGGGGAAGAUCGCAUUGACUGGUAAACUUUCGCCACAAGGAAAUGAAGUCGACUUAUCAAAACGCCUCGAAAUUCUGAAGAAGGACAAGGUAGAAUCAAUCCGAAAGCUGAAAAUUGUUCAAACUGAGAAGGAAGAAAUGCAGCGCGAAUUGGAGGACGCCAGGAAGGAUGUCGACGAUAUAUCCCGCCUUCUUCAGGACAAGGAAGAGAAUUUGCGUCGGGAGUUGCGACUCAUGGAAGACGACAUGGAAGGAUAUCGACGGGACCUAAAAGCCGCAGAAAAGGUAAUUGACGAGCUGUACAAUCGACUGAAAAAGAAGGACGAAGAUAUGCAAGCCAACAAAAUUAAAGUUGUACGCCAAAGAGCUCAGAUUUCCAGCCUGCAAGUAAAACUGAAGCAGCGAGACCAAAGCCUGGAAAGUCUGAAAGAAACUAUUCGAAAGAUGAAAGAGGAAAUGACGCUGAAUAAAGAUCCAGACAACAAGUAUCAUACUACGACAAAAGUCGAACCAACACCCCGACAACAAGAUGCAACUGUGACAGAGCUGGAAGCAAAGCUAUUCAAUGUUAUUCAAGAUCAGAAUGUACUCUUGGCAGAAAACCAGUCCCUUCGUCGAGACAAACAAGACAUGCAACGAACGAUUUCGACAAUAGAAGCAAACAAUGAGGAGGAGAAUGAGCAACUCCGAGAAGAAAUCGAGCAAAUGAAAAUGAACCAAGCUAUGGAAUUGGGAUUGAUGGAAGGAUCCGAUUUGUCGGAGGAAGUGGCCAGUCUGAAGGAGGAACUUGAAAAGGCUUACCGACGAAUGGAGGAGAUGGAGAAAAACGGACUAAAUGGUAAUGCGACUACGUAG
This is a messenger RNA of Cylindrotheca closterium, 2448 nucleotides long. The record is from the annotation of a GenBank genome assembly. Lineage: Eukaryota; Bacillariophyta; Bacillariophyceae; Bacillariales; Bacillariaceae.